Molecule: messenger RNA, 1965 nt
Organism: Leptidea sinapis
Lineage: Eukaryota; Metazoa; Arthropoda; Insecta; Lepidoptera; Pieridae
Product: carcinine transporter-like
Exons: 13
Coding region: 184-1929 (581 amino acids)
Biological process (GO): transmembrane transport
Cellular component (GO): membrane
Molecular function (GO): transmembrane transporter activity
Source: RefSeq, a predicted model, not a curated record
GCAAAUUCAUUUACAUCUCAUUCUUGGCUCCGCAAACACGCGGUUUUUGUUUCAAUUAUAUAACCUCCAUAGCGUCUUUGGUGGCAACUCAGAGAAAAAACGACAAGAGCUUCGCAGUUCAGCUUCGCGACACCAGAAAGACGUCGGGAAAAGUGUCUUUUAAGGAAAAAACAGACUUCGAAAAUGGAAUCACAUGAGAAGACGGUUCACGUCGUGGACUUAACUCGCGACGGUGAAGACAUUGAAAUGCGAAUCGAAAAUGGCAUCAAACCCAAACAGCUGAAGGACUUAGAUGAUCUGUUCCCGUACAUCGGUGGAUUCGGUUGGUUUCAACGGAUGCUGUUCCUCCUGAUGAUACCCUACUCCUUCUUCUUCGCCUUCGUCUACUUCUCACAGAUAUUCAUGACGUUGGUGCCAGCUGAACACUGGUGUAAUGUUCCUGAGCUGAGGAAUCUUAGUGUGGAACUGCGACGUCAUCUAUCAAUACCUCAAACUCAGGAUCUAAAGUACGAAAGAUGUUUGGUUUACGAUGUAAAUUGGGAGGAGAUUUUGUCAACUGGCAACCUUGAACCAAAUCCAACAUGGCCGACGAAGAAAUGUACUGGAAAAUGGGAAUUCAACUUUACUGAUAUACCUUAUGAGACUAUUGCAACUCAAUUGGAUUGGGUGUGUGACAGAGAUGAAUACCCGGCCACAGCGCAGGCUGUGUUCUUCUGCGGAGCUAUUGUUGGUGGUCUGAUAUUCGGAUGGAUUGCUGACAAAUUCGGAAGAAUCCCAGCCAUUGUUGGGACGAAUAUGGUGGGAUUCCUGGCUGGAGUGGGAACAGCUUUCGCGAACAGUUUCUGGUCAUUCUGCAUAUGCAGGUUCCUUGUAGGUCUUGCAUAUGACAACUGCUUUAUGGUCAUGUAUAUUGUUGUUGUGGAGUACGUGGGUCCAAAAUGGCGCACAUUCGUCGCCAACAUGUCCAUAGCGGUCUACUUCACCUUCGCAGCCUGUAUGUUACCCUGGAUAGCCCUGGCUGUGGCAGAUUGGAAAAUAUACACAUUGAUUACCAGUGUACCACUGGUCCUGUCAAUUUUAACUCCAUGCGUGGUUCCAGAAAGUGCCCGGUGGCUCAUAUCUCAAGGGCGUAUUGAAGAAGCAUUGAAGAUCAUACAGAAAUGCGAAAGAGUAAACAGAAGGAAAAUCCCUGACGAAAUACUUAAAGAGUUUAGGGAAACUGCAACAGAAAUCGCAAAAGCUGAAGAAGAGCUGAAGGCCUAUUCGUUCCUGGACCUGUUCCGAACUCCUCGACUUCGUCGUCACACAAUACUACUACUUUUGAUAUGGAUGUCAAUAGCCAUGGUUUUUGAUGGCCACGUCAGGAAUGUAGGGUCAUUGGGACUGGAUAUGUUUGUAACCUUCACAAUCGCAACAGCAACGGAGUUCCCAGCAGAUGUUUUGCUUAUUUUGACUUUGGAUAUAGUUGGCAGACGGUGGCUCGCUUUUGGUUCCAUGGUGAUGAGUGGCGUCUUCAGUUUUCUAGCAACUACAGUUCCGUUUGGUUUACCGUCGGCAACCCUAGCAAUCAUCGGUCGCUUCGCGGUCAACAUUUCAUUCAACAUCGGGAUGCAGUACGCUGCGGAACUGCUGCCAACUGUGGUUCGAGCUCAAGGGCUGGCACUCAUCCAUAUCACGGGAUACGUAGCCACUAUACUAGUGCCGUAUAUUGUUUACUUGGCAACAAUAGCUGCAGAAAUACCUCUACUAAUUCUGGGCACCAUCGGGAUAUUUGGUGGAUGUCUUUGCCUGUUCCUGCCAGAAUCGAUGGGCAAGGAUAUGCCUCAGACUAUACUGGAUGGUGAAGAGUAUGGGAAGCAUCAGAAAUUUUGGGAUGUUCCGUGUUUUAAGAGAAAAGUUUGUGAUGCAGUGGAAUCGAGAAAGCCAUGAUGAAGAAGAUAAUAAAUAAAUGAUAAUUUAUAAAAU